Angiostrongylus costaricensis is the source of this 1785-nucleotide messenger RNA. Lineage: Eukaryota; Metazoa; Nematoda; Chromadorea; Rhabditida; Metastrongylidae. The record is from the annotation of a GenBank genome assembly.
AUGGAUUAUCUUAAGGAACACAACGUACCGCAGUCAUAUCGUGACCAGAUACUGAAGUGGAACGGAUGGGGAUAUGUUGAUUCAUACUUCAAACUAAACUCUGAAGGGCAUGUUGUUAUGACAGGAAAUAAGUACGAUUUGUCAGGCCAUGUGAUGCCAAAUCUUCGUCCGUGGUUCGAGUCAAAGCUUGGUCUCGAAUUACACUACACAACACCAAGUAAGAAGCUAGCGGAUGUGGAAAUUCCACCACCAGUCGAAAACGAUGAGAUUCACGACGAACUGAAAAACGCCAAUAUUUCAUUUUCGAAUGCUCCACGAAUUCGGCUCAUGAGAGCUCACGGACAUACGGUGCAUGAUAUCAUUCAUCUUCGAAACGGACAUCUGCCACGUUUGCCAGAUUUGGUUGUAUGGCCACGAAGUGAGCACGACGUACAAAAAAUUAUCGAUCUAGCAAUGAACACUAACUGUGCGAUUAUUCCGAUUGGUGGUGGCACAUCGGUUUCGAGCGCUCUAGAUUGUCCAAGUACAGAGAAACGAGCCGUGAUCUCUAUGGACAUGGCUCUUAUGGAUAAAAUUCUGUGGAUCGAUAAGGAAAAUCUUACUUGUAGAGCACAGGCUGGCAUUGUUGGACAGUCAUUGGAGCGUCAACUGAAUGCUAAAGGUUAUACUUGUGGUCAUGAGCCGGAUUCAAUCGAAUUUUCCACCCUUGGUGGAUGGGUUUCGACCAGAGCCAGUGGCAUGAAAAAGAAUAGAUACGGUAACAUAGAGGAUCUUGUGGUGCACAUAAACUUCGCCACAGCCAAAGGAAUGAUACAUAAGCAAUGUCAGGUGCCACGUAUGUCAAGCGGUCCCGAUCUUCAUCAUAUCAUCAUGGGUUCUGAGGGAACGCUUGGCGUUGUGACCGAGGUCACCAUCAAGAUCUUCCCGCUACCAGAAGUGAAACGCUACGGUAGUCUUGUGUUUCCAGAUUUUGCACAUGGUGUCGCUUUCUUCAGAGAAGUCGCUAGACAGAGAAUUCAACCAGCAUCACUUCGGCUCAUAGACAACGAGCAAUUCAUUAUGGGACAAGCAAUAAAACUCGAAGUGAACUCCUAUUGGGCAGCGCUGAAGAGCUCGUUAAGUCGUUUCUAUAUCACAAAAUGGAAAGGCUUUAGUGUCGAUGAGAUGUGCGCUGCGACGUGUGUUUUCGAAGGAUCACUCGAUGAAGUGAACAAUGCCGAACGAAGACUGUAUGCUUUAGCUGAACAAUACAAAGGCGUGGUUGGCGGUGAAGAGAAUGGAAAAUAUGGAUAUCGAUUAACAUUCGCCAUUGCGUAUUUGAGGGAUCUUGGCAUGGACUAUGGUGUACUGGGCGAAUCGUUCGAAACGUCAGUUCCAUGGGAUAUGGUGCUUAAUCUGUGUCGAAACGUCAAGACACUCAUUAAACGACUAGCCAAAAAUUUAGGAGUACAGUAUCCUGUGCUGGCAAGUUGUAGGGUCACUCAAGUGUAUGACGCUGGAGCUUGUGUUUAUUUCUAUUUUGGAUUCAAUGCUCGAGGUUUAGAGAAUGGCUUAGAGGUCUACGAUAAGAUCGAGACAGCUGCUCGAGAUGAAAUCAUUGCAUGUGGUGGAAGUGUUUCACAUCAUCAUGGUAUUGGAAAAUUGAGGAAACAAUGGAUGCUGACAACACAAGGAGCGGUUGGCAUAUCGUUGUUAAAAGCCAUUAAGAUGGAACUCGACCCAGCGAAUAUUUUCGCCAGCGCCAAUCUGGUCGACAUUAUCGGAUCACCGCACAGUAAACUGUAA